Molecule: messenger RNA, 2487 nt
Organism: Cheilinus undulatus (humphead wrasse)
Lineage: Eukaryota; Metazoa; Chordata; Actinopteri; Labriformes; Labridae
Gene: eif5a2
Product: eukaryotic translation initiation factor 5A2
Exons: 5
Coding region: 342-803 (153 amino acids)
Biological process (GO): positive regulation of translational termination; positive regulation of translational elongation
Molecular function (GO): RNA binding; translation elongation factor activity; ribosome binding
Source: RefSeq, a predicted model, not a curated record
GUGCGUUUUACUCGGCGUUUAUCAAUCUCAGACGCCGGCUGUGGUCUUUUUUUAGUUAAUAUUUAACUCUUUAGUCGAUGUUUGUUGCCACAAUGCUAGUGACAGAAGCAGCAACCUCAAUGGGUGUGUCGUGUUAGCAAGCUAACUUGGCUAACAGACAUAUCAGCAAACAAGCACGAGGAGGAAAGUUUAAGCUAGCUCACAGGUGUUACGGUUUAAUGAGUGACCGUGUAAACCGGCGAGUUUCAAGCGAACUCGUUUGCAGUUGAAUACCGGACAGGAACGUUGGGCUGUGAGAGUCGCAAGUUAACACGGCAACUCUACAGAGCCUAUAACCAAUCAUGGCGGAUGAAGAUUUCCACUGUGGAGAUUCUGGGGCUUCCUUCACAUACCCCAUGCAAUGCUCUGCCUUAAGGAAGAACGGCCAUGUUAUGCUGAAAGGACGCCCAUGCAAGAUCAUUGAAAUGUCUACAUCCAAGACUGGCAAGCAUGGACAUGCCAAGGUUCACCUUGUAGGACUAGACUUGUUCACUCAGAAGAAGUUUGAAGAUAUCUGCCCUUCUACCCAUAACAUGGAGGUUCCAAAUACAACAAGGAAAGACUAUCAGGUGUGUAAUGUAGACUGUGAUGGAUUCUUGAGUCUGAUGAAUGAUAAUGGAGAUACCCGAGAGGACCUUAAAGUACCAGACAACAACCUGGGUGAAGAAAUCAGGAAGAAAUUUGAUGAUGGUGAAAAUUUUCUGGUCACUGUGUUGAAAGCUUUAAAUGAAGAGUGUGUGGUGGGCAUCAAGACCCUGACUUAAUAAGUCCAGGACAGCAUCGAAAGCCUCGCCAAAGCUCAAGGCCUUCACCCCACAUCUCCACCUUAUCCCUGCUGGUCAACUAAAAUCUGGAAACCUGACUGAAUCAGCUUCUUCUACUGAACCUUAGGCUCAGGGCCAAAUGGUAAUUUCUUCAUCCCAGUACAAGCCAUCAAAACAUCACCACUCGGAAUGGUUACUGAUAUUCCAGGAAUUCCUAAAAUAUUCCAGCUUAUUAAUAACAUUUUUAGAAUGUUAAAAUGCAUUUUUCUGUGCAUUUUAACUACAGGUUCACUGCAAGAGUUCCACUGAAUCUUAGCCUGGUUGCAGUAAAAUGUUCUUCUUGUAGCAGAAACGACUGUCAGCCGUUCUGAGGAAGAACAGGCCUGGGCAGGGGUGACUGGGUGGGGCCGUUUUCUCCUCUUUGCUGUCAAACCUUUUCUUUCUUUCACGUGAGGCCUUCAUGAGCUCGAUAGAAUAUAGAAAACAACUUCAAAAACACAAAUAGCCUUAAACAUUUUUUUAGAAGCUUCAUUUUAAAAGUUCAUAAGAAAGAAGGAUGCAAAAAUUUCAUCACUGAAUUCUUAGCAUGCAGUGGUGGAAAAAGUCUUCUAAGGUGUUGCCACAUGUAGGUGGCAUUUUUUUGCGGUUAUCCAGGUCUUGUGGUUUGAGACAUUGGUAACACAACAGGGAAGGUAGCUGUAAAACAAAGAGGUGAACAGUGCAGCUUGAUUGGAUGUGUAAGAGUUUAGUGCAGUUUGCACUCAUUAAAUCAUGCUGAGUGAUUUUAGUUAUUUACAGUUGCCUAUUAAACUUUCAUACACAGAUGUAAGUGCAGUAGGGUUGACCGCUUCAAUUCAACUGUUCGAUUGUUUGGUAGAAAAGUUUUUGUCCGAACAAGAUCACUCUGGUUGGUGAGUCGCCCCCGCCCCCCCAAGACGCUGGUCAUAGUGUGCAGCUGGCUGGUAGAGAGACGUGCUGCAGGGGACGAGGGGCAAUGCAGCUCUAGGAGUUACAGGUAGAGAGGCACACAAAGCUAGCAGAGUGGGAUAUUUUCUGAUAUUCACGAACGCUCAGAAACAACACAUCAACUCAUCACAAAGUUACAGGCUGUAUUGAAGUGGCGCCCCUGAGUGUCUCUGCUCUGCCCUCCCUCACUGCAUCAACUCUCGUCUCCCGCGGUCGGUUUAAUUCACCUGUCCUGAAAUAGGCUGCAUAGUAUCAUCUCCUUUUAUAAUCUCCUUUAAGUGUUCACGUUAGCGUUGGCUUCUCUUACAGACAGCAGAGGUGACAAAGCGAGUGUCUGCUGGUGUCCCGACGAGCCAACUUUUUUUCUGCUCACCUCCGUAAAUAAACGCUGCAUACUGUCUGCUUUAUGCUCAUAAAUGACACGAUGCGGACUGGGUCAUGUGAUCCUGUUAUUAGGUACCAUUAUAAAUGAAUAAAAAUCAAUGAUUUGAUGUUAUUUUGUAGGCUGUAUGAGUUUAAAGAGAUACCGCACCGGGAUAACGGAGAUCAAAGGCAGGUGUGUGCUGAUCAUCUCUCAGUGAAUUAUAUUUUUAGUAAGACACGAUGAGCCUAAAAGAUAUAUUAAUGUUUCAAAAGGCUUGUUGCAUUCAUUUCAGGAUCAUUUAGAGUACCAAGCAGGUGUAGCAAGGAACCUGUAUGGAUUAAACAGGUCCCUAAU